This is a messenger RNA of Nicotiana tabacum (common tobacco), 2298 nucleotides long. The record is from RefSeq and is a predicted model, not a curated record. Lineage: Eukaryota; Viridiplantae; Streptophyta; Magnoliopsida; Solanales; Solanaceae.
AUGUCGGCAAAAACACCAAUGAAAAUCGACCACACUCAUCCACUCUUCCUUCAACCUUCAGAUACGCCUGGAUUUGUUCUAAUUCCGAUUCAGCUCACAAAAUCGGAGAACUAUGGAUUAUGGAGUAGAUCGAUGCGUCUUGCUCUCAAGGCCAAGCGGAAGCUAGGGUUUGUAACAGGAGCGUGUGCAAAGGAGUCAUUCGAGAAAAAUCUCCAUGAGGAAUGGGAGACUUGCAAUGCGAUAGUGCACCGCUGGAUUAUGAACUCUGUUUCGAAAGAUCUGCUUAGUGGUAUCAUUUAUGCAUCAGAUGCACAAGCAGUUUGGGAAGAUCUACAGGAGCGAUUUGAUAAAGUAAAUCGAGUUCGGAUUUUUCAAUUACAUAGAUCGAUUUCGAGACUAUAUCAAGGAGCAGAUUCUGUAGCUGUAUAUUUCACCAAAUUGAAUGAGCUGUGGGCUGAGUAUGAUAUUUUGACAAAUUUGAAUGAAACAACUGAACCCACAUUUGAUCAGGCAUAUGCACUCAUAACACAAGAUGAGAGUCAGCAAUGUGCAGGAGGUGGAGUUCUAGGCCACAAGUCAGAUCCCUUAGUCAUGCAGGCAGGCAGAGGUCAAGGAUUUUGUGGAAGGAAACAAUUUCUGCAAUGUGAACAUUGUCAUAUGAGAGGACACACAAAGGAAAAUUGUUAUAAAAUAGUAGGAUACCUUGAAGAUUUCAGAAGGAGGAAAACAUUUCAUCAUAAGGGGAUUCUAACAACUGCAAAUCAUGUGGAAGGUUCAGUGAAUCAUGAAGAAGGAAAUAUGGCUCAGAGUUCACAAGGAACAUCAGGCACAUCACAAGCUAGAGGAGGAGACCACUUAUUUACAGAAGCACAAUAUCAGCAGAUUCUAGAUUUGUUGAGAGACUCGCCACCAAAUGGCAUGAAGGCGCAGAAUCAGACAACAGCUGCAGAUUUAAUGAAUGAUGUAAGAAGAGUAGAUGACAACAUACAAGAUAAAGUGACAUUGCCAAAUGGUGUCACUACAAAAAUUGAACAUGUGGGGAGUUCAUAUUUGUCAGAUGUUGAUAAGCUAGAGAAUGACCUUUACAAUGGCAGGGUGAAGGCGAUUGGUAAAGAGAAUAAAGGUUUGUACAUACUGAAAGGAAGAAGAAUCAAACUUUUAGCAGCAAAUGUGGAUGUAGGAGGUUCAAGUGCUGAAACAGCUUACUUGUGGCAUGAGAGAUUAGGCCAUGCUUCUGUUCCUGUAAGGCAACAUGUUUCUUUUUUGCAUAAUAAAGUAGAUGAUAAUAUGCAGAAUAAGUGUACUGUUUGCCCUCUAGCUAAACAGUAUAGAUUGAGCUUUCCUAACAGUGAGAAAAUGAGUGCUGGAUGUGGUCAACCAGGUGGACUACCAACAGGUUCCAAUCUUGAGGAAUCAUUUCAGGUUCCUGCUACUGCAGACAUAGGUAACAGUUCACCAGUAGAGUAUGGCAGUAUUCGAGUGAGUACUGAAACAUCAACAACAGAAAAUCUAGAAGGACCAUCAGUGUCAAAUGAAAAUCAUGAUGCUGUUGUGCUGGAGAGUGUUGAAGUCUUCUCAGUCUUGAAGGAGCCUUAUAACUUCAAAGAAGCUGUAGAGGAUGAGAGAUGGAUCACGGCCAUGGAGCAAGAGAUACAAGCAUUAGAAGAUAAUAAGACUUGGGAGGUUAUUGACUUGCCACCAGGAUACAAUCAACAAGAGGGGUUGGACUAUCAUGAGACAUUUUCACCAGUUGCAAAGAUCGUAACUGUUAGGUCUGUGAUAGCGCUUGCAGCUGCAAAAGAUUGGUCCCUACACCAAAUGGAUGUCUUUAAUUCUUUUCUUCAAGGAGAUUUGUUUGAAGAAGUCUUUAUGGAUUUACCACAAGGUUUUCAAAGUUUGGAGCUGAUCUCUGAAUUGGGCUUAAGUGGUGCCAAGCCAGCUUUGACACCACUUGAAGUCAAUCAGAAGCUUACAAGUGUGGAAUAUGACAGAGCCAUUGGGAUACAAGAUAAAGAUCCCUUGGCAGAUGCAAACAAUUAUGCAGUCCAGACUUUGAGUCAAUUUAUGCAACUACCUAAGAAGUCACACAUGGAGGCUGCUUUUAGAGUAGUGAGGUCUGUUAGUGGAUAUGCAGUCAAACUUGGUAAUUUAUUGAUUUCAUGGAAAUCAAAGAAACAACACACUGUUUCACAAAGCAGUGCUAAAGCAGAAUAUCGCAGCAUGGCAUCAACAGUCUCAGAAAUAGUGUGGCUUUUGGGCUAUUUUCAGAGUUGGAAGUGCGAGUCCUUAAACCAGUGA